Messenger RNA from Trifolium pratense (red clover), 884 nucleotides. Its product is annotated as putative protein TPRXL. The record is from RefSeq and is a predicted model, not a curated record. The coding region runs from base 124 to 873 and encodes 249 amino acids. Lineage: Eukaryota; Viridiplantae; Streptophyta; Magnoliopsida; Fabales; Fabaceae. The transcript has a single exon.
CUUUCACAAUUCACAACAAAAACUAUUCACCUCAUCAUCAUCAUUUUUACGCCGCCAUUCUACCUUUCUCUUUCACAAAAAGCCGAUUUAAAAAACACAAAACUCCAACAACCCGUAACUAACAUGGACCUCCACAAACCGACCCGAUUCAAAACCCGCAAAUUCCCCACCUCCAAGGCGGAGCGUUUCCUCGGCGUCCCAUCUCACGCGCCGUCACACGAUAAUUCCACUUCCACACCCUUCGAACUCACAGAAGACGAUGUCAUUUUCGGUUUCGACUAUUCACACCCCUCUUCUUCUUCUUCUUCUUCUUCUUCUCCUCUUCCUAUUCCCACCCCCACCACCAUCACCAACCGCCACCGUCACCACCAACACCGUAAGGCUUCCCCCUUAGGUCCACACGAUUCCGUCGGAAUCCUCGCUUCCUUACCGGAAAACGAAGAAUCUUCUUCUUCUUCAAAAGCUCCGACUCCGAUCUCAGUUUCAAUCUCAAAUUCCGUUUCAUCAAAUUCAUCUUCUUCAUCCACCUCCCGACCUAUUCAUGUCGUUCAGAGACCUUCGUCAGAUCGGACUCCAUCGUUUUCAUCUCCGGCGUCGAGUCAAUUUUACCAUUCCGCGCCAGUAAAUGUUCCGAUGAUGUCACCGGAGAUGGCGAAACUCGCGAGACAAUACGAAGAAGAAGAUGCAAGAGCGUUAGUUGAAGAAGAAGAAUUCAGAAACACGAUGCCACCACAUGAAUAUCUUUCUAGACAAGUGGAAUUUUCGCCGAUGAUUUCGUGUUCGUUGUUUGAAGGAGUUGGAAGAACCCUAAAAGGAAGAGAUAUGCGUCAAGUUAGGAAUGCUGUUUUGAGCCAAACAGGUUUCUUUGAUUGAAAAAUUCAAAA